CCCCGCCCCGGAAAUGCGUGUUUUAGCUUUCUGUGUGCUUAGGUGCCCGAGCUACCGAGGGUCUAGGUCCGGGCAGCCGAAGAGUGUGGUUAGCAAGAUGAACAAAGAUGCGCAGAUGAGAGCAGCGAUUAACCAAAAGUUGAUAGAAACCGGAGAAAGAGAACGCCUCAAAGAGUUGCUGAGAGCUAAAUUAAUUGAAUGUGGCUGGAAGGACCAGUUGAAGGCACACUGUAAAGAGGUAAUUAAAGAAAAAGGACUAGAACACGUUACUGUUGAUGACUUGGUGGCUGAAAUCACACCAAAAGGCAGAGCCCUGGUACCUGACAGUGUAAAGAAGGAGCUCCUACAAAGAAUAAGAACAUUCCUUGCUCAGCAUGCCAGCCUUUAAGAUUGAAUUAGAUUGUGUUGUUUUGUGGUUUUAUUUCUGAAAGUAAAAACUUGCCAUAAAUUAGGAAUCGAUUUCCCAAAAUAAAAUCCUUUUUUGUAUGAUGGUAUACAGUUUUCAGUAAUGAUGUAUACAUUGUAUUGAUUUCCCCUAAAUGUGUUAUUUUAAUAAAUAUCUCAUGAAUGAGUUUGAAGUUUCCUUGGAUUUUGGAAUAAAAGGGACUUUAUUAAUAAUAUACCAGAUUUGUUGAGAGGAAAAUUCAGCAAUUAAUACAGUGUAAGUGUUAAGUAUGUGCAUAUCUCUGUGCUAACAAUUAAGGAGGAGUAAGCAGGCUCUUCUUACUGUCUGGAUGUGGUGUAUUCCUCUUUUGAAUCUCUGCUAUUUUAUAAUACAUGUCCCAUCUUGUACUACAGAUGUCUUAUUUCUGAUUUGUUAUAAAUGCUGAGGGUUGGGGACUGGGUCUUACUCAUCUUUAUGUGCCUUCCUUAUUCCUCAAAGAAUUUACCAUCCUAUUGGAAGAGAGAACAUUUGCAAACUGGCUCCAUACCAAGCUCCUCUCACAUACUCUACUCAUCUGAACUUUGAGAGCAGGAACUAAAUUGCAUCCCCACUUACUAAGGUCAAGAAAGAACUUAAUGGGAAAUAAUCUCCACCUGUAGCUCUGACAUCAAGAUUGCCAAAUCCAAUGGACUCUUGUCUGUUCUCAUGUGACCUCUGCUGGAAUGAGAAUGUUGACCAUCCUGCCGCUUGGAACUUUCUUCCCACUAUUCACAUUGUGCAUCCCUACCACUGGAAGCUCCUUCUGUGUCUUGUGGAAACCUUUUGCUGUAUGGGACUUCAGAUAAUCGUGUUUCUUAGUGUUCCCUCCUGGGCCCUCUGCUUGACUAAUGAUAUACUUUCCUUGGGCGAAUCCCAGGAAAGUUGGGUUGGACCAUGGCUUCAAAUACAAACUUGUUGAUAAAUGGUAAAUUGUUUCUCCAAACCAGACUUCAACCCAGCCUUCAGACCUGUACUCAACUGCUGUGGAUCAGCUUUCUUGGAUGUUCCAUAAAUACCUUAAACUGA
Enhydra lutris kenyoni (northern sea otter) is the source of this 1450-nucleotide messenger RNA. RefSeq names its product ENY2, transcription and export complex 2 subunit (gene ENY2). The record is from RefSeq and is a predicted model, not a curated record. NCBI's taxonomy places the organism in Eukaryota, Metazoa, Chordata, Mammalia, Carnivora, Mustelidae. Gene Ontology annotation, molecular function: chromatin binding; transcription coactivator activity. Gene Ontology annotation, cellular component: SAGA complex; DUBm complex; nuclear pore. The coding region runs from base 14 to 388 and encodes 124 amino acids. Gene Ontology annotation, biological process: regulation of transcription by RNA polymerase II; poly(A)+ mRNA export from nucleus; positive regulation of DNA-templated transcription. The transcript has 5 exons.